Didymosphaeria variabile is the source of this 1749-nucleotide messenger RNA. RefSeq lists its product as uncharacterized. The record is from RefSeq and is a predicted model, not a curated record. Gene Ontology annotation, biological process: endoplasmic reticulum to Golgi vesicle-mediated transport; Golgi organization. Bases 1 to 1749 code for a protein of 582 amino acids. NCBI's taxonomy places the organism in Eukaryota, Fungi, Ascomycota, Dothideomycetes, Pleosporales, Didymosphaeriaceae. The transcript has 6 exons. Gene Ontology annotation, cellular component: Golgi apparatus. Gene Ontology annotation, molecular function: small GTPase binding.
AUGUCCGCUCCCUCGACAUCGGACCCGCUGAAAGAAAGUGGCGCCGCCUCCAGGUCCAAAAAGAAGAAGACCAAAAAGAAGGGCGGAGCACAUGCGAAUAAACCCGAGGAAGUCGCGACUGCGAAUGGGCAUUACGAGAAGCAAGAGGAGCAGGAUGAUGAUCCGGACGACGAGGAUGAACAUUCCGUACGAUACCACCUCAACCUGCUGGAUGCCCAGGCUCGAUCAAAGCCAGCUGUUCAGUCGCAUGAGGGCGACGUUGACGAUGAGCAACCGCUCUCGCCCACAACCGCACAAGCAAAUGGCGCCAACCCGCACUCCAUAUCCUCUGCCGUAGCUCUCGGACUGUCACGGUCACGGUCACAGCAAGGGCUCCCGCCCUCUCCCCCACCAUCCGACACCAGCGCCCGCCUAGACGCAAUCGCGAAGGAACGAGACGCGCUACGACAGGAGGUGACAGAGCUAAGGAAGAGCUUAGAGAGCAUACAAGAGAAGCACGAGGAAGAGAUCGGCACUCUGCAGGGUGAACUGGAAGAGGCGAACGAGAACAAGGAUCACUUCGAGACGCAGUACAAGAAUUUGCUGGGAAGGGUGAAUACCAUUAAGACAUCACUGGGAGACCGAUUGAAGGCCGACGCGGCGAGAAUCGAAGAGUACCAGACCCAUGUCACGGAGCUUGAGGAACAGAAUCGCGAAUUGCAAGAGGGUAAUACUUCGUUGACAGAGCAGCUUCACAAAUUGCGGAAGGACAACGAAGCGCAGGCGGCUGAAGCUGCAACUUUGCGUAGCCGAUCGAGUCUCUCACAGCAGAAUUGGAUCAAAGAGCGCGACGAACUUAUCUCUAGAGAGGCCUUCGCGAGAGAAGAGUUUGAGAACGCGAAACAGGCCAUGCAGGACUGGGAGGUCUUGGCUAUGAACGAGCGAUCGAUAAGAGAAAAUCUCACAGAAAAAGAGACCGAACUGAAGGAGCAGAUAGAGUCAUUACGUGAGGCUUAUGAGAAAGCAGCGCGGGACCGUGACACUAACAACGAGGCGGUUGAGGGCCUUCAGAAAGCACUUCAGGAGGUUCAGAAUUUACGCAAGAGCGAACUGCGGAGAUCGGUGGAGAACUAUGAAUCGCAGAUAGAUGAGCUCCGUAAACAGGUGCAGGCCGCACAACAAGCUGCCAAAGCAUCUAAAACGACACUUGAUACCACCCAGAAAGAGCUUGAGAGAGCUGUACCUUUCGAAAAGGAAGUCAAGGAGAAGAACCUGCUGAUAGGAAAGCUCCGACACGAGGCGGUGACGCUCAAUGAGCACCUUACCAAAGCCCUCCGCAUACUAAAGAAGGGCCGUCCAGAAGACAAUGUGGACAGGCAGAUCGUGACGAAUUACUUUCUCCAUUUCCUGUCCAUUGACCGUUCGGAUCCGAAGAAAUUUGAGGCCUUACAGCUCAUUUCUGCAUUGCUUGGCUGGACCGAUGAACAAAAAGAACAGGCUGGUCUCGCCCGCCCUGGCACCUCGAAUAGCAGUUUGCGGAUCCCCAUGUCACCCUUCCGCCGGACACCAUCCACGCCAUCUCUUACUAGUGGCAUCAACGACCCCAUGCUCAUGGCCAGCAGCUCCAGCAACAAGGAAUCAUUAGCGGAGCUGUGGUCUGACUUCCUGGAACGUGAGUCCGACUCUCGCAGAGGCAGUGAACCCAUAUCUCCACCACCGAGAAGCGAUACGGGUAGCGGAUUAGGCAUCACUGAAGCCGAGAAGAGAUGA